This is a messenger RNA of Schizosaccharomyces octosporus yFS286, 4003 nucleotides long. RefSeq names its product RecQ type DNA helicase. The transcript is spliced from 4 exons. NCBI's taxonomy places the organism in Eukaryota, Fungi, Ascomycota, Schizosaccharomycetes, Schizosaccharomycetales, Schizosaccharomycetaceae. Bases 1 to 2622 code for a protein of 873 amino acids. The record is from RefSeq and is a predicted model, not a curated record.
AUGAAUGUUCGAUGUCGAAAACAAUUGCUGCGGAUUGUGCUGGAAAUCCAAGAGCUUCGAUCAAGGUUUGGCGUUAUGGAAAGCGACAGAAGCGCAACAAAAGUACUUACUCCUACACCUACACCUACUCCUUUUCCUUCUCCGUCUCCGUCUCUUACUCUUACACCCAAUCCUCUUGAGACUGCUUCGGAAAGAGCAUCUUCCGUUGCUAGGAUUGGCGUUGAAGACGAGACGUCUGAUAUGAAGCAAGAAUGCGUUUGGCAAGGUACCCAAGAUAACUCUUGUUGCUCGCAUGAGUCUCCUUACUACGAGAUCAACCAAGGGUUAGCUACCUACGGCUUGCAAAUUUUAUCGAUCCAUGCUGUAUCGUGCGUCGAAUGUGGAGGUCUGCUGGAUGUAGAACAUGUCAAAUCACACAUGCAAAACGUUCACCAUGUUUUUCGCUUUGAAGAUGAGGUUGAAAACCUGUUUAAGCAGAUGAAUCACAUCGAUCUAAAGAGUCCAUCCACCGUGUCGAACGAGCGUUCAUCCUCAUGGGAGACGUAUCCGUGUAUAUUCGGCUUGCCUGUUUUGUUGAAUGGAUACGAAUGUACCAUUUGUUUUGAUAGUGGAGGAGGUUUUGUUCAUGGAAUUGCAGAUACGUUUUACCGUCAUGUCCGACGGCAUCAUGGGAGGACCGUGAAUGUCAAUGAGUGUAUGCGACGAGUUUCGUUGCAAACGGUGAAAAACAAAAGCUAUCAAAGACAUCGAUACUUUAAAGUGGAUUUCGCUCCCGUAGUAGGAGAAGAUAGAAAUCAUCAAUUGGAUUCGUUGAUUGAUUCUUGGUAUUUGGAUCGUGUGGACGAAGAUUCUGAUGCCGAUGCAAAUACAAAUACAUAUACAAACACAUACGCUAGAAAACGAAAUGCAACUGAAGAGUAUGGCGACGACAACGAUUCGGUGGAUGCUCGUCAAAAGAAUUUGCUAAACCAGCAACUGGGUUGGGGAGCCAUUGUCAAAGCACUUGGCCGUAACUGGCAAGGCUUGAUUGGAUGGCAUUACAUUGACGGAGCCAUAAACUCCAAGAUUAUCCUGGAAGAGUUGAUUCGGUAUUAUUAUAGAGGAUUUCAGUACUUGAAGUGGAUGAUGAUUGGCACGAGAAAGUGUUUACAGAAGGAGGAAACUACAGUGCGCAAGAGCGUGGCGUAUGCUGAAUUGCACGAGGCAUUAAAGUUGGCUUUUCUACGACAGUACGAAUUCUCGGAAAGUAUCCGCGACACAGAAAUCGUCAAGUUCUUGGCAUGCUUGUCUCUGCGUGACGAUGGAACGUCAAGGUAUGCGUAUGAAAUUUCGUCGUUCUUUGCUCCCUUGAUUUAUACGUGUCGUUUGGUCGCUGCCAGUGAAUUGCAACGGUUGGUUGAGGAAGGAAAAGUCACACUGUCUUCUAUACCAGAGUUUCAUACGGCUGGUUCCUUUGCAUACACACACGUGUUUCGCUAUAUAUCUCUGGGCAAAAGGAAUAUCUACGACAUUCUGUAUGAAGCCAACAAAAUCGUACGUGAUGUGACUAGGACGGAGGGGUAUGCGAAUACCUUGGAAGGUCUGAACCCGUCAAGGGUAUUGUUUCGACCGGCGUUCAAUGCCAAAUAUACGAUUGUUGGGAGCCAUAUCAACAAUAUGGUUGUCUUGGACCUAAGUGAUCUGAGCCAUCUGUAUGAAAGCAUGUUUUCAAGGUUGCAAUUGCUCUUGGAGGAAUUAUGCUUUGGUGUGGAUAUGGAAAAGCUACUACCAAGUUCUUUGUUACAGUCAGUUGGUGACGAUAUUAACAAUAGCAAGCUGGGGUAUUCCUUUUUCAAAGAAUCCGUAGACAUUCGGAUGACGAGAAGUGUGCUGUUGCGAACGGUUUUGAAGAAUGAUGAACUUCGACAUCGAUUUUUGCCGCUUGUUUCCAGGGACGACUUUUACGACUAUUUUGAAGAGCUUACAUCGAUUCUUAAUUAUGAAACAAAGGCGACCAAGUUCAAUGAGCUGUUGUUUUGCUUGGUCUAUAUUUCGGCUGGACAACCGGCGAGAGCAAAAGAAAUGGUACAUUGGACGCUGAAGAAUUCAAAGUACAAAGCACGAGAGCUGUACUUGAUGUUUGGUCGUUUGAUGAUUUACAGCCGGUACGACAAGACGAGAAACAUGAAGUUUGCGGAAAAGCCAAUCCCUCGAUUCCUCCCAGAGUCUCUGUCAACAUUGGCCCUUCGAUACUAUGCACUAGUACGUCCGUUUCAAGCAUUCUUGAGCUCUGUGAAAACAGGAAACAAACAAGCAGCUGCUGUUUAUACGAAUGCUAUGUUUGUUGUGAAUGGUGGGAAACGUUUGGAUAGUGGGAUGCCUUAUCGAAUAUUUCCAAAGGUGACAUAUGAAUGCCUUGGAAAGCGUUGGGAUUUCGAAAUUACCGACAUAUUGCUCAUUACUUUAAAGAAAGAACUCUCUGGGAUUCCUCCUUCACAGAUCUACGUUCAACUUUGCCGUUGGGCAUUAGCCCAAUUCUGUGGACUGAGUGCAAAGUUUCGGUCCAAGAACAAUUUCAUUCAGUUUAUUUUCUGUGCAAGGUCAGAAGAAUCUGAUUAUUGUUCUUCCUACAGCAUCGGGUAAGUCAUUAUCAUUUCUGUUGCCAGCCUUGAUUGAUAAACCAUUCGACCAAACAAUACCACAUUGGUUGUUGUACCCGCGAUAUCCUUACGUGAGGACAUGAUGCGAAGAGUUAACGAAACAGGACUUGUCGAAUGCACGAAUACUUGGACUCAGUACAGGAACCAACCCGUGACUCCGCUUUAAAACUGCCCGACCUGUUUAUCCUUACGUACGAGUCUGCACUGUCCAAUUCUGCAUUGGCAUUCUUUGAGAGUCUUGGCGUUGCUGGUCGCUUAGCUCGUGUUGUUGUGGACGAAGCCCAUAGUCUGUUGACGGAUAGUACUUGGAGAAACACUUUGCUACAGGCACCAAGAUUGUCGGCAUUGUUUGCACCGAUUCAUCUGUUGAGCGGAACGUUUCCACGACCGCUGGAAACUCGUGCUAGCAAAACUUUUGGUGCUACGUUUACCGUUGUGAGAGACAUAUCGACAGCGCGACAGAAUCUAUUCUAUCUUUUACGUCCGCUAGUGGCUAAUGCGUUUUGAACGAGUUGAGCGUCUUGAUGGAAAGAGCUAGUGUCUAUGAGGGCGAUGGUCGUGUGAUUGUGUUUUGCCAAAAAAGCACGAAGUGGAAUACCUGCAACGAAAGAUUCAACGGUCGGAUCUUUCCCUUGUACAGAUGCCACGAUUUACACGGGAGAUUUAGAUGAAGCGGAACGAAAAAGUCGUUUGAAAGUUUCGCAACCCGAAUGGUAGGACACGAAUCAUGGUAGCAACCAAGGCGUUUGGUCUUGGGAUCGACUAUGGUGAAGUGCGUCUGGUAGUGCAUUAUGGAUUACCGAACUCGUGUAUGCAGUACGCUCAGGAAACAGGGCGAGCGGGAAGAGAUGGUAAGUAUGCUAUUGCAGCUCUUUUCUACCAGGAACACGAUUCUGUGUGGUCCAAGCAUGUGGACGAGUCGAUGAAGAUGUUUAUGAAGGACAAGACGAUGUGUGUGCGUUCAUACUUUGCAGCAGAGAUGGAUGGGGAUAGUGAUUGUUGUUCUUCAUUUGAGAAUUGUGUAUAUUGUUCUAGGUGUGCACAGAUGUUUCUUGGUGAGUCAGCAAUGAUAAAUAUUCAUGGAUCAAACUUGGGGAACGGAGGAAAUCGUACGAUCGAUGGAAGUACUAGCGAAAAUGCUCGUACAGCAUAUAGUUUCUCACCAAACAUGGGCGUGAGCAUGAGUAAGGGCAAUGGCAACGGCAACGGCAACGGCAACGGCUUUUUGGAAAGUUCGACGCCAAAGCCAAAGUCAAAGUCAAUAAAAGUUGGACAUACACAGUCUUUUUCUUCCGAGAAGGAAAAGGAAAAGGAAAUGACAACACCCAAACUUGUUUCUGCCAGUACUCCAGAGUUGAGUAGUG